Molecule: messenger RNA, 3130 nt
Organism: Carassius gibelio (silver crucian carp)
Lineage: Eukaryota; Metazoa; Chordata; Actinopteri; Cypriniformes; Cyprinidae
Gene: camkmt
Product: calmodulin-lysine N-methyltransferase
Exons: 12
Coding region: 166-1179 (337 amino acids)
Cellular component (GO): cytoplasm
Molecular function (GO): calmodulin-lysine N-methyltransferase activity
Source: RefSeq, a predicted model, not a curated record
UGACUGUGGUAGUAAACUGGAUUUCCUUUCUUCCUGCAACAAGAGGAGGAGGCGGUGUACGGAAGUAGCAUGGGAUUGUAUUACUAAGCAACAGAGACCAGCGCAUUACCGGCUAAUUGGUAAAAACGUUAGUAAACGUCGACUUUAACCACAUUCAGAGAACAUAUGCCAAGAUCAUAUCGAGCAGGUUGCUCUGUCAUGAAUAAAUGUAAAGAUCCCCCGUUUGCUGCGACAGAAAUGCAUGCGAACAAUCUCCAAAAUCACGACCCUCACUGUGGAACCGAUGUGGCCCGUGCACGCUGGGCUCUUCUGCGACAGGUUCUGAAGCAGAAGCAGCUCGACAGUGCAGAUGUUCAGCAGGUGUCUGUGCGGAGGUUCUCCUCCUUUAACCUGUUCUCCAGGAGCAGGGUCACUCCCUCAGAGACAGAGGAGACAUCGGAGGGGCAGUGGGUGGAGUACAGAAGUGCAAUCUUUCCUCAGUACAGUGCCUUACUCAGAGACAAUCUUGGACCAAUUAGAGUGGAUGAGGUGCUCAGCAGCUUUGACAACACAGGAAAUGUCUGUGUCUGGCCUUCUGAAGAGGUGAUGGCCUACUAUUGCCUGAAGAAAAGUCACAUGUUUACGGGCUCGGCGGUGUGUGAGCUGGGUGGAGGGAUGACGUGUCUCGCAGGUCUCAUGAUUGCAGUUUGUGCUGAUGUGAAGGAAGUGCUGCUAUCUGAUGGCAACGAGAAGGCAAUUCAAACAUCAGAUGUGCGCAGUGUAAUCGAGAGGAACAGGCGAGAGGGGCUCUUCCUGUCUACCAAUGUGUCCAGCAGGGUGGUGAGAUGGGACAAUGAGGCCGAUAUGUCCGCUCUGGAGGGUCGCUUUGACGUGGUGAUGUGCGCUGACUGUCUGUUUCUUGACCAGUACAGAGCGAGUCUGGUUGAUGCUCUUAGAAGAUUACUGCGACCUGAUGGCACGGCUCUAGUAUUUGCCCCUACCAGAGGAGACACACUGGCCGAAUUCUGCAGACUGGCAGAAAGCGCAGGCCUGAGAGUGUGUCGCUAUGACAACUACGACCCACACUUGUGGGACCUUCACCUGAAGAUGCAGAGAGAGGGAAAGGAGGUGUACGAUGAGAACAUCCACUAUCCUCUUCUCCUCACUCUCACUCACGGAUCCAGUCCAGCCCUGAUCUGAGCUGGAUAAAGCCAUCUCAUGCCAGGAUGCCUUUCUGUACUGCCCACCUUGGCUUUGCCACUGUGUCCUCACUUCCUGUGUGUGUGUGUGUGUUUGUGUGUGUGUUUGUGUGUGUGUGUCAGGCCUAAGCAGCCUCUCAUCACACUCCUCAACUUGGAUAACUUUUUCUUAACUAUGGUGUGUGUGUGCAGUGAAAACAGACUAUGUAGGUGAGUUGCCGUGUGUGUGUACUUGACCUGUUUACUGUGCAACAACAGUGUGAAAUGCAUUAAAUGAGAAAGGAGAACACAUCCCUCCCUCUCAUUCUACGAACACUGCGGAUGUGAUGCUCAGAUGUAAACGUAUUCAAUGCCUGUGAGUAUGCGUGAUAUCAGAGAUGAUGAUUCAGGGCAGAAUGUUACGAAUUAAUGAUUUCAACUCUGGAGGCUGAUGCAGUUAAUCAGGUUCACAGGACUAUCUUUGCCUCUUUACAAAGACAUAGAUGAGGUAGUGUGGUCGUCUUGAUCCUGAGAUCUUGUUAUCAUAAUGACACCAGCUAUCACUUAGCUACUGAUUCUGCAUCUACAUUUAAAGGCUCAUUCUGACACCAAAGGUUAUGAGGGGAUGAGAUGGAAGCUGCUGCGCUGAAUGUUAUUUGCUUCACUGUGAAAUGCUCUCACUUUGCAUUUUUUAUUGAAGAACUGACAAGAUAUGAGAGAUUAGGCCAGACUAAGUCACACUACCACUGGUAAGACCUGCAGCACUGUUCUCCACUGAGUCCUGUGUGUUUAGAGUGCACUCACUGUGGCCUCAGAAAGAGAUGAAAAUGGUGUCAUCAUUUAUCAUGUCUCUUGAAACCCAUUUGAAUUUAUUUUAAUCUUAGAAUGUGAAGAGGGUUAUCUGUAGCAGAGUGUCCAAAUUGGUACUUUCUAUACAAUAAAAGUGAAUGGUAAUCAUAACAACUGCAGCAUUUUAAGAGAAUAACAACUUAAGUUUCAUUCUUUUUCGCACACAUGGGCUUCAGAGGACUUCAGAGGAAAGCUGGGUGGAUGUGUGUUUUUUGUUGUUGUUGUUGUUGUUAAACGUGACAGCCUCUGGUCAUCAUCUACUUUCAUUGUAUGGAAAAGGGCAGCAUUGACACUCUGCUAAACUUCUCUUUAUAUGUUCCAUGGAAAUGACACGAUUGUGAGUAAAUGAUGACGAUUUUCAAGUUGAAAUUUAUUUAAUAGAUACAAUUCAUAUGAAUUCUGUAUAGAGGCCCCUUUCUGCCAUUAAACAAAAAUAAAUAAAAGGCAAUUGUUUUUUUUUUGUUUGUUUUUUUAAUUGCCUGUUUAGAUCUUCAAUUUAUGAGUCUCGCAAUUCUGACUUUUUUCUUUUGAACACUGAAUUAACAUCCAUAAGUUGUUUUUUCUACUGCAGAAUAGAAAAUAAAAAAGGUGAUUAUGACUUUUUAAAUCAUGAUUCUGACAGUUUUAUAUCUCACAAUUCAUACUUUCCUUAUCAGAAUUGCUAGAUACAAACUUAGAAUUUCAAGAUAUAAACUUUAACUAAAAAAAAAAAAAGUGUCUGAAUUAUAUAUAUAUAUAUAUCACAAUUAUCCUCUUUUUUUAUCUCAAAUUGAAAACAAGCUAAGCUUCAGUGGUUCUGUUUUUGUAGAUCAAUGGGUAUACAGGUGUUAGUUUUUGGUGUACAUUCAGAAGAAUAUUAUUUUAUGCCCAAAUAUUAAACUCAUUUUAACAAAUAUUUUUUUUUUUCUCUAGACUUUAGCCCUUUUUCCCCACACUGUUGUUUUCUCCUGAUGGUGAGCUGCUGACGCCUCAUUCAGAGCUCUUUGGUUUGUUGUGAAUUGUUCAGGGCUGUGUGCUUCUGCACUGUGAUUACAUUUGUACAAAACACAGAUGAGUCCAAAGUGAUUGUUUCUCACUGACACUGCAGGUGCUUGCAACGACUGUGAUUAAAUCAUUGUUUUGAA